AUGAACGGAGAGUCACACGAACGCCGCGAUGAGCGGAUUCAAGACCUAUGGCGCAACCUCGAUACUCGGAACGAGGGUCAGCUCGACCUUCCAGCUCUCAAGAAAGGCUUGCGCAAAAUCGACCAUCCUCUUAAAAACGCCGAUGACCUACUCCACGAUGUUCUCAAAGCGGUCGAUACCUCUGGGGAUGGACGCAUACAAUAUAAUGAGUUCAGAGUGUUUGUGGAACAAGCGGAGCGCGAGCUCUGGCAACUUUUCGAAAGUAUAGACAAAGACCACAGCGGCGCGCUGGAUAAGGCAGAGCUUCGUGCCGCAUUUAGCAGGGCAGGUUUGACAAUAAGUAACGCGAAGCUGGAUCAAUUUUUUGACGAGGUGGACGUCAACCAUGACGGGCAAAUAUCCUUUGAAGAAUGGAGGAAUUUUCUUCUCUUUUUACCUGCGAGUGCACCUACUCUUGGAUCUCUGAUAUCCUAUUAUUCGGCGACAGCAAAUGUUAACCAAGAAGGUGAUGUUCACAUCAAUGACACCCUUCAAGGAUUUGAAAUCCUCAUCCCACUAGGCUAUUUCAUAGCAGGUGGCUUAGCAGGCAUGAUCUCGCGGACAGUAACAGCACCGCUAGACCGACUCAAGGUCUAUCUAAUCGCUCAAACGAAUCCCAAACCGGCGGCGGUAGAAGCGGCCAAAAAAGGGGCACCUCUUGAGGUGGUCAAGAACUUUGCCCGGCCGUUGGUCGACGCGUGCAAGGAUCUGUGGCGGGCUGGCGGAAUGCGAAGUCUGUUUGCUGGGAACGGUCUCAAUGUCGUCAAGGUCAUGCCGGAGUCUGCCAUCAAGUUUGGUGCAUACGAGGCCGCGAAGAAGAUGUUUGCCGAGUUUGAGGGUUCAGAUCCAAAGCACCUCUACCCGACUUCGCAGUUCCUAGCUGGUGGUAUUGGUGGUGCAGUCGCCCAAUGCGUGGUUUAUCCUCUCGAUACUCUGAAAUUCCGCAUGCAAUGCGAGACGGUCGAAGGUGGCUUGCACGGAAACGCGUUGAUCGCCCAAACCGCACGAAAGAUGUGGAGACAGGGCAGACUCAUGCCCUAUUAUCGGGGAUUAGGAAUGGGUCUCGCUGGCAUGUUCCCCUACAGCGCUAUCGACCUAUUCAUCUUUGAAAAUUGCAAACAUUUUGUCCUAGCACGGAAAGCCAAGAAAUAUCGCUGCCACGAGGAGGACGUGGAAAUGAGCAAUCUUCUCACAGGCGUCAUUGGAGCAACAUCAGGAGCGAUCAGCGCGACCGCUGUGUACCCGAUCAAUCUAUUAAGAACGAGGUUACAGGCUCAAGGCACAGUGCUGCACCCACCUACCUACAAAGGCAUUGUCGAUGUCACGAUCAGAACGGUUCAAGGAGAAGGAGUCAAAGGACUGUUCAAAGGCGUGACACCGAAUCUGUUGAAGGUUGCGCCAGCAGUCAGCAUUAGCUAUAUUGUCUACGAGAACAGUAAGAAGUUGAUGGGCCUCCAUUGA
Molecule: messenger RNA, 1500 nt
Organism: Fonsecaea nubica
Lineage: Eukaryota; Fungi; Ascomycota; Eurotiomycetes; Chaetothyriales; Herpotrichiellaceae
Exons: 4
Coding region: 1-1500 (499 amino acids)
Biological process (GO): transmembrane transport
Molecular function (GO): ATP transmembrane transporter activity; calcium ion binding
Source: RefSeq, a predicted model, not a curated record